AUGGCCCAGCAGCGUCAUGGUUCUUCGUCUUCCUCUUCUUCGGCGUGCCGUCUACGACUGAGAAAAGUUGCAGCUGCCGUCACCACUGCUCUUGCUGUGGUCACAGUUGCGGUCGUCCUUGCGCAGCAGCAACGGCAGCUUGGGUGUCUGGCAAAGGUGGUGCUUAUGGAGGACAGUGCGGGCUCCCUGCACAUCAACACCACGGACCCGGCCGCCCAGUCCAUGUACGUUAACGGGCUCGAUGUCGUGCGCUUGUUUGAGACCGUCCAGGUACAGCAGAGCAUGCUGACGGAACAGGAAAACACGAACCAGCUCGUGCUCGGCAAGCUCAACGCCUUGGCCACGGCCGUGCAAGUUGCAGAGGACGAGCGCGACGCCAUGAGCACGCAGCUGAGCACACUCCAGGUGCAGUAUGACAUGCUGGCUGAAGAGCAGCACUCAACCAUAAACGCUUCGGACGCCCUUGAGGCUCUGGACGCUCGCGUGUGCAAGCUUGAGGUACCGCGCUGGGACGCAACCACCAUCUCCAACCUGGGCACAGGUCACAAAUGGAACGGUGGCGUGCUUGCAGGCAACGGCCUGAUCUACGGUAUUCCACAGGAUUCUACUGGCGUCCUCGUUCUGGACCCCAAGAGCAACACCGCCGACUUCACGACCAUCGGCGCGCUCGGUGGCUCUUCCAAGUGGAGCAACGCCGUCGUGGCGCCCAACAACGGCUUCAUCUAUGCCUUCCCGCGACACUCCCGCUCCGUCCUGGUCAUCGAUCCCUUCACGAACACCGCCGACACCACGACGAUGACGGACUUGUCGAGUGCGGGUAACAAGUGGCAUGGCGGCACCGUCGCCCCGAAUGGACUCAUCUACGGAAUGCCGGGCUCUGCAUCGACCGCCAUCAUCAUCGACCCCUUCACCAACACCUACGACAUCACAACCAUCGCUGACCUUGGCAGCCAGCAAGACAAAUGGUACGACGCCGUCGUUGCUGCAAACGGCCUCAUAUACGCACUCCCUCGCACCUCACCGUCGGUGCUCAUAAUUGAUCCAGCCACAAACGCGGUCGACACCACGAGCAUCAACAACCUCGGUGGCGGCGACAAGUGGUACGGCACCGUGCUUGCAAGCAACGGCCUCAUCUACGGCGUCCCGUACACUGCGUCGUAUGUUCUCGUGGUUGACCCAGCCGACAACAGCGUUGACAUGUCCAUCUCCGUCUCCGGCCUCGGAGGCAGCUCGUCGUACAAAUGGAACGGUGCUGUGCUUGCACGCAAUGGCAAGCUGGUGUUCAUCCCGUACUACGCCAAUGCGGCGCUUGUCCUGGACCCAGAAACCCACGCUGUGGACGUGACGUCCUUCCAAGUCGGCUCAGGCACCCAGAAGUGGAGUGGUGGUGCACUCGCGCGCAACGGACUCAUCUACGCCAUCCCCGACACGCACCCGGCGAUCCUCAUCCUCGAAACCGGCUGCUGA
Molecule: messenger RNA, 1467 nt
Organism: Salpingoeca rosetta
Lineage: Eukaryota; Choanoflagellata; Craspedida; Salpingoecidae
Exons: 1
Coding region: 1-1467 (488 amino acids)
Molecular function (GO): protein binding
Source: RefSeq, a predicted model, not a curated record